AUGGUGAUAUAGAUGAUGAUGCUUUUGAGGCACUCUUUCAGCUGCUGGAAGAAGAUCUGAAAAAUGAUGACUUAUCUUUGAACGAUGAUGAUAUAAGUGAGGAGGACCUCGCGAAGCUGGAACGUGAACUGGAGGAGGCACUGAAGGAUGAUGAACUACUAGGAGAAAUUGCCUCAAUUGCCAAUGAGAAAAUUGGGAGUGAGGAUGAAGAUGAAGAAGUAGUAGCAGAUGAUGAUAAUGAGGAUGAUAAAGAUGAAGAAUUGCCAGUGAAAUUGAAAAAUUGGCAACUUAAGAAACUGGGAUAUGCCUUGAGAAGGGGACGGCGUAAGACAAAUAUAAAAAAUCUUGCUGCUGAGAUAUGCCUUGAUAGAGCUGUUGUUCUUGAAUUACUUCGCAAUCCUCCGCCAAACCUUUUGUUGCUGAGUGCUGCCUUACCCGAUGAACCUGUCCCCAGAAUGAUAGAGCCUGAAAGCAAACCCCAGGAGACUGUUCCCAUAGAGAUAAGUGAUGUUGCAAGGCCUGAGGCUAAGGUGGAAAUGCCAGUCCAUGUGAUGCAAAGUAGUUGGUCUGCUCAAAAGAGAAUAAAGAAAGUCCAACUAGAAACCCUUGAACAAGUUUAUAGACGAUCAAAGCGGCCCACUAAUGCCAUGAUUAGCAGCAUCGUGCAUGUGACAAAUCUGCCUCGGAAAAGAGUUCUGAAAUGGUUUGAAGACAGACGGUCUGAAGAAGGGGUUCCUGAUCAUCGACUUCCAUACCAACCAUCGUCUAAAUCUUAACAGUUCUAUCCUUGUAAGUACCAGCUAAAACAACUGAUUUUUGUAUGUUAAACUGGUUUCUCCCGUGCUAUCAGAUACUUGAAUUAUUUCAUGCCAACCAUCAGCUUCCUUUUGCUAUUUAUUUCUCAGUGCAGCUAUAACAACAGGAGCAAAUAGCAAUACCCUCUGUAAAGCAAAGAUGGUUACAAACAAAAAGAAGUGAACAACUUUAGUUUGUCAGUUGUGUUGAAUUAACUCUAUCCUAAUCAUAUAAUUCUUAGCAGUAGUUGCAAGUUCUUAAUA
This is a messenger RNA of Nicotiana tabacum (common tobacco), 1058 nucleotides long. NCBI's taxonomy places the organism in Eukaryota, Viridiplantae, Streptophyta, Magnoliopsida, Solanales, Solanaceae. The record is from RefSeq and is a predicted model, not a curated record.